AUGGGAGAAGAAGACCAACGGAAUUUGGAGAAAUCAAUCCAAGACCUCUGUGUCUUAAUACACACAGAAUUCGGGACUAUGGGCGAAGAAAACCCAUUCGGCGUAGGAAUCACCGAAGUUAUCCACAUGGACAGUUUUCAAGCCCUCGCAAGCAUUAUGAAUAUCACAGACGGUCUUUUAGACAUCAAAAAACAAGCCAGAGGCACGCCUGAGUACCAACAGUUCCUAGACAACGAAACUUACCAAAGAGCCCUCCAAAAGCUUGAGAACGAAGUCCGCAAUCAUAUAAAAAUCGAGCAACAAAUGAAGCUUUAUAUUGAUUCAAUGACAGAGAAGCUUGAAAAAUCAGAGAAAAAACAAAAAGGACUGACCCAAAGCAAUAACAAAGUCGUGGAUCAGCUCAGACAGGACACUGAGACCUUAAAAGAGCUAAUUGAGUUAAGGAAAAAAGAAGUCCAAGAUUUGAAAAUGUCAAGCUCAGGCAAAAUUAAGCUACCAACUACAGAUAGGCCAAUGUCAAGGACAAUGGCAAAAAGAGAAGAAAAGUCUGCAGAACAUGAGCAAAGGAAUUCUCGGCUCCAACAGGAGUGAAAACGGUUAAAAGGGACCUUAGCUGAAAAACAAAAAGAGUACCAAAAGCAUGUGGUGGAGCUAGAUAAGCUGCAAGAAGCCUUGACUUCUGUGAAUGAGCCUACUCUAGAAGAGGAGCAGAAGCUUACCGACUAUUAUAAGCGAAAAUAUGAAGAAAAAUGCCUAGAGGCAGCCCAAAUCCAAAACAAGCUGAAACGAUUACAGAUUUAUGAGAAAGCGCCUGUCAAAAAGCAGAAGUCAAUUUCUCCAAUCCCUUCUACAAACUCAAGGAAAAGAGGGGAAGAGCAGCCUCUUUAUAAGAUGAUUUCGAACUCCCGGUCUUCUAACAACUUGCAAAGAGUGACGUCAGUGGAAAAGCUGAGAACUGACCGAGUGCCAGUAGCAAUAAAGCAGAGGGUGCAGAUGUCUUAUACAUCUAGAAAGUAA
Messenger RNA from Blepharisma stoltei, 1017 nucleotides. The record is from the annotation of a GenBank genome assembly. NCBI's taxonomy places the organism in Eukaryota, Ciliophora, Heterotrichea, Heterotrichida, Blepharismidae.